AUGCAGCAGAUUCAACUCCUUCUACAGCAACCAAGUCAUCAAGUUCCAUACCAACCGGAUGAUAAUGGAAUCAGCUCUGUUGGCAUGAAGAAGCUGAAACUUCUUCUUUCAGAGACUGAAAGAAAUGUGAAUACUCCUGGAUUACCGGUACUGGAACCUUCAGAUUUGCCUUCUUUCGUUUAUGUUCAUAGAUCAUACCCUGCAACUUUUGAACCAAUUCUCAAUCAGUUUCAGAAUCUGGAGAAAUCAGACUGGAUUCUUAUUAAUGCUUUUUUGGAAGAAAAGGAGCUGAGCAAAUGGAAAAAUUGGCACAAGGCUAAAAAACGAGCAAUGAGUACUUUUUGUGGGUGGUUAGAUCAUACGAAGAAGCUAAGCUUCCCAAGAACUUUUCAGAGGAGAGUCCAAGAAAAAACUAAUUGUGUCAUGGUGCCCACAGUUAAAAGUUUUGGCUUACAAGGCAACAGGGUGUUUCAUCGCAAAUUGUGGUUGGAAUUCCACAUUGGAGGCAUUGAGUUUGGGAGUUCCUAUGGUAGCAAUGCCUCAAUGGACUGA
Molecule: messenger RNA, 552 nt
Organism: Fraxinus pennsylvanica
Lineage: Eukaryota; Viridiplantae; Streptophyta; Magnoliopsida; Lamiales; Oleaceae
Source: the annotation of a GenBank genome assembly